This is a messenger RNA of Diversispora eburnea, 939 nucleotides long. NCBI's taxonomy places the organism in Eukaryota, Fungi, Glomeromycota, Glomeromycetes, Diversisporales, Diversisporaceae. The record is from the annotation of a GenBank genome assembly.
AUGUCAGAAAAAGAUUUGUACAGUAAAUUGUGCGUUGCUGAGUGUAUCAACUCUGUCGUAAGUGAAGCGAAUAAAUUCAUUGAGGCGAAGAAGAUUGACAAACUUUCUUGUAACUUAGCAACAAUACUUGCAAGAGAUAGAGAAGUAGUUGCAAUUGAGUUAUAUCUGAGAAAUAUAUCUAAAGAUGCUUCCGUGAAAUUGGAACCAGCGGUUUUACAUAAUGAUAUAAUGACAUACUGUUCUGUUAAAUUUGAAUCUAGAUUAAAAAGACUUAAGAAUGAUAUAAUUUCUGAUAAACGUAAAGAUUAUAUUAAACGUUUCAUGGAUUUUGCUUUAAUCAAUGUUAAUAACCAAUUUUUAAGACAUCUCCAAAAGGUGGGAUCUUACGCUGAGUCUAUAAUAGAUAUCAUAGAAUGUGCACGUAAUAUAAAGUACAAACCCUUAUUUUCGAAUAUUGAAUUACAUUUAAUGAAGCCUAUUAUUAUAACCGAUCAACCCAUAUUUUCAUGGGAAAAUGUUAUUAAAAAGUUUAUUGAUAAUGAAGAGUAUGAACGUUUCACGAAUAAAUGUUUGGAAGAAUCGUUUAUAAUGGAAAAAAUAAGAAAAAUAUAUACUGACAAAACUACACAACAGCUUAAACUGGACACAGUAUCCAAAAGAUUUUGUUACUUGUGUGAAUUGUAUAUUGAUUUUGCACGAAAACAAGGAUAUAAUAUCAUCCUUUCUGGAACGCAUAAGAAGAUAUAUCAUGGAUGGAAACUUCCACACGUAGCAGAUUCCAGCUUUAAGAUCAAAUCCCUGGAAUAUUUACUAGAAAACCUUGAUCGAAUUAUAGAGAACAAGAUAACUAGUUUGGAAUAUUCUGAUAGCGAUUAUGAAGAAAUUUCUGACAGCGGUUAUAAAGAAAUUAUGAAAAUUCUUCGAUCAAUUGAAGUAUAA